Molecule: messenger RNA, 13878 nt
Organism: Branchiostoma belcheri (Belcher's lancelet)
Lineage: Eukaryota; Metazoa; Chordata; Leptocardii; Amphioxiformes; Branchiostomatidae
Product: msx2-interacting protein-like
Exons: 20
Coding region: 132-11642 (3836 amino acids)
Biological process (GO): regulation of transcription by RNA polymerase II
Cellular component (GO): nucleus
Molecular function (GO): mRNA binding
Source: RefSeq, a predicted model, not a curated record
GCAUCAGCUUGUGGCAGAAAUCGUUCGGAUCGUCCAUGACUGCCAGUGGAAGGGAGGGGAAGUAACUACUGUUUUCCAAGGAUUUUCCACCGGAAUUUCCACAGGAUUUAUCUUAGGAACUACCCUGAAAUAUGGUCAGAGAAACUAGGCACUUGUGGGUCGGGAAUUUACCGGAUAACGUGCGCGAGGAGCGUAUCAUCGAACAUUUUAAACGGUAUGGGAGGAUUGACAGCGUGAAGAUUCUUCCCAAGCGCAGUUCGGAGGGUGGACUCGCAGCCUUCGUAGACUUUGUUGACAUUAAAUCUGCCCAGAAGGCCCACAAUGGGGUCAACCGCAUGGGCGACCGGGAACUGCGCACAGACUACAACGAGCCUGAACGUGCGCCGGGAACCGUGGUUCAGAUUCACGAAGAGGACCCGGCUACGGUGCGCCAGCGGGAAAUGGGGUACCGGGAGGGCGGCCAUCCUUACGGCCCUGCGUACGGGCGGUACACGCGCUUCGAUCGUAGGUCGGAUGGGAUGCCUGACGACCGAGGAUACGACCACAGCCCAUACUUUUACGACCGAGCGUACGACCGCCGCCACUUGGGUUACGUAGAAGAGGACCCGUACCAGCGCGGAAGACACAUGGACUACGGGCCGCGUGCGGCGUACUAUUCCGAUAAAGGGCGAUUGUAUGAACAAGGUCGGUACAGUCAGGAACCCACGCGACAACGUAGCGAGCUACGGGAUUACCCGCGGGAAACUCGGGAACAACAGCACUCGUCCCGCGGAGACAGAGACUCUCGCGAGCCGCCGCCCCCGCGGCCGGAAAAGUACGCGGACCCCGCGGAGGACAGUAGCAGCAGCAGACACAGCCGCAAGCCUCGCCGCUCGCAGGACGGCAAGAAGAAGUCACGCAAGUCGCGCUCGAAGAGCGAGAGUGGGUCCAGCAGCGGCAGUUCCUCCAGCAGUUCUCACAGCAGCAGUAGUAGCUCCAGCAGGAGUCGCUCCAAGAGCAGUAGUUCCAGAAGUAGCAGUAGUAGCAGCAGCGACCGAUCACUCAGGAAGGAGGGAAGAAGAGAGAGACAGAUAGACAGAUAUGAGAAGCUGGAGGAGCCGCGGUCUUACGGACUCUGUGUCAGAAACUUACCUGUCAGAUCCUCAGACACCAGCCUAAAAGAUGGACUGUUCCACGAGUUCAAAAAGCACGGCAAAGUCACGUCAGUUCGCGUGGUGGGCAUUGGAGAAGACCGGUAUGGACUGGUGUUCUUUCGUCGGACGGAGGAUCGGGACAAAGCCAUGGACGCGUCGAAAGGCAAGCUGUUCUUCGGUGCACAGAUGGAACUGUCUAUCUGGGAUGGACCAGAAGAAGAGCGAGAAGGGGACUUGAGACCAAAAGAGGAGCUUUUCGAUGAGUACCAUCCGAAAGCGACGCGCACGCUGUUCAUCGGAAACCUGGAGAAAUCCACCUCCUACUCAGACAUCCGCAGUGCUUUUGAGAAGUUUGGGGACAUUGUGGAUAUCGACAUCAAGAAGCAGCCCAGCGGAAACUCCACCUACGCCUUCCUCCAGUACAUGGACAUCACCAGUGUCGUCAAGGCCAUGCGCAAAAUGGACGGGGAAUUUCUCGGGAAAAGUAGGCUCAAGCUUGGUUUUGGGAAGAGCAUGCCCUGUAAUGUGGUGUGGCUGUGUGGCAUGUUGGACAGCAUGACAGAGCAGCAGCUGGGAAGACACUACUCUCGACACGGGACCAUCAACAACAUCGUGGUGGAUCGCCAGCGGUCGGCCUGCCUCCUGUUCUUCGAGGAGACCGAAGCCGCGCAGUCAGCGGUGGGAGAGGCCAAAGCAAGGCCGUUUAUGGGGAGGAGGCUGAAGGUGGACUUUGCCAACCGUGACAGCCAGCGGGCGUUCUUCAGCUCCAUGGAACAGUCGGGGCAGACCGUCGAUCGGGAGCCCCGCAGAUUUCUGUACGAGGGGGAGCCGCCGCCGCCGUACGAGAGAUUUCGGGAAGCGGGCACAGGCAACAGAAGAGGGUCCUUCCCAGUCGAUGCUCGGACAAACAACCGAGGCGGCUACGCGUUCUACGACAACGGUCGGGGACAAGGGGACUACACCAUCAUGCCCCGGAGACCGCUAUACUCUGGCCGCGGUCGCGAACAAGGCUACGAGGAAUACUACGACUACCGGGCGGCGUAUCCACCCGACCGGCGGCGGAGGUACCCCGACGACUACGAAGGGCCGGAGCUGUACUACGCGGACUCGUACGAACAGGAGCUACGCGAGUACACCGGGUAUCGCCAGAGAGAGAGAAGAGCGGGUAGCGAAGACGGUUACAGCCAGAGAGAGUCGUACAGCCCGCAGUCUCGCCCGAGAAGUAGGAGCCACAGUCGCAGCCCGGGGCGGUUGUCGUCCCGUGAAAGAAGAAGUCACAGUAUCGAAAGUCGCAGCGUGGAUUCGCGUCGCCCCGCCCGUAGCCCGAGCACUGACAAGCAGAGCACGCAGAGUAGAAGUCCUGUAGGGUCGUCCGAGGACAGGAAACCCAGGAAAAAGGAGAAAAAGGACCCCAUUCUCAGUCCUGACACCAGCCCAGCCCGGUCUAAGAGCCCAGUUCCUGUCAAACCAUCUAAACAGGAAACGAAGAAGCUGAAGAGCAAGAUCAUGAACCUCAGUAAGGCGAAAAGCCCCGACGCUGCUCCUGCACCCAGCAGAAAGGCAAAGCUUCCCGUCGAAGAAAUUCUGGAGAAACCGGAAAGAUAUCGGGUUGAAAACGAGGAAGCGGAGCAGAUGGUUUAUAAGAAAAGCAAGAAACACCUUCAGAUGGAGGCGCUGGCAAAGGCGAAAGAGAAAGAGCGAGAGAAAGAACGGAUAAAAGAGCUAGAAGCAGCUAAACUUGCAAAACAAGCAGAAGCAGCUAAACUCGCAAAACAACCAAAGGAAAGUAAAGAAGUGGAGAAACAGUCCACGUCAGAACAUGUACAUAUAGCAGAAGAGAAGCUGGACAGAGUACAGCUUAGAAGAAGUUCUGUUUCAGCUGACUCUGAGGGUCAGGUGAAGACAAAGAAACACUUAGAGACGUCUUCAUCCGAUGGCAAGUCUCACGAGGAAGAAGAGGAGCUACGGAAGAAGCUUGAAGCUCGUAAGAGAAGAUUUGCAACGGAUCUCAUAAAGGAAGAUCAGGACAAAAAAGUUGUUAAACACGAAAUGCCAAAGGACCAGAAAGAAAAAGGUGGAAAUGAAAAAGUUAGAAGGCAAUCAGCUGAAAAACCGUUAGAAAAACGUGUGGUACUCUCCGCUGAGCUCCAAGAUCUUAAAGAAAGGGUCAGACACGAAGAAAAGGCUCACGAUAAGACAACCAGGGAACAUAAAGAAUACGAACUCACGAAGAAGCUUGAAAAGCUGGAAAGAAGAGAGCCAAAAUCUGACGCCCAAAUGCAUCCGAAGGAUGAAAUGGCAGAGUUGUCUGACGUCGAAGAGCUUCAGAGAGAGAAACUUCGCAUCCAGAAGCUUCUGAGGCAGCUGGAGUCAGGAGGGAUAGAGAGUCCUCAGGACGGGCUUCCAUCUGAUGGGGCCAGAGUUGCACACGAACAACUGCAAGAGCUCGCCAAACAGGAACGGCAACUCAAACUGCAGGCAGGAGUAGAGCUAUCCCUUCACCUCAAGAUGAAGUCCAACUCUCAAGAGAAAGGUGCUCCCAAGUCCCCGGUUAGAUCGCCGCCCCCGGUAAGAGCUAAGUCACCGGGCGUCUCCGCAGCCGGUGGUUCAAAAUCACCUGUAAGCUCGGCCGUCGUCGACCCUUUCAUUGCCAAGCAGCAGAAGGAUUACAGAAGUCGCAGGAAAUCCAUGGAGGAGAAACUGGGAGUCAUCGUACAUGCCAAGGGGAAGGAGGAGGGAGGGGAACUUCAGGGCGUCGAGUCAUCAAACACAGGGAAAGAAGAUGUGUCAAGUGUGGAACAAAACAUCGACACGAGUCAGGGUCUGAGGAAACAGAUGGAAGCAAGUAGGCGGGCACGUCAGCAGCAAAACCAGAACUCCCUUCAACAAGUGGAGGCAGAGGCGAAGGCAAAGGCGGAAGCAAAGGUACUAAAAGAGAAGCGGCGACCCCUGUCUCUUUCGUGGGAAGAAGACGAGAGUCUCAGUCUCGCCUUCGAAGUCGGGAAGUCCCCAGAAGACAUUUCAGUUGUGCCAAAGAUUUCUUCUUUCUUCACCAAGAAGAGGAAGAAGUUCACAGAGGGUGAGGUCGAGCCAUCCUCGAGCAGUGCCAAAAAACGCAGCUAUCGCCACGCAAGGCUGGACAGUGAUGAUGAGGCUAUGAUACCAGGAGUGACCACCUCCAAACCUGGCAUUUCUGCCUCUACAACCGGAGGGGUCAGUUCCUCCAAACCUACGGUUAGUUCGUCCAAACCUGAGACAACGGUAGUCCUCGCGCAGCCCUCCUUCCCAGAACCCGCGCAAGUCAGCAGCAGCCAGAGCCCGGGUCUUCCACUGCCCCACUUAGUGGAACCCUCCACUUCCUCUUCCCAGAGGGAGACAGCGUCAGCUUCAAGUAGUGCAAUGUCGACAACGUCUAAGGAAGAAACGUCAAGCGUGAGCACCUCAAGCGAUGUCCAACACAGCCUUGUUCCGUAUGAGUUAGAACCGGAAGCCGGCAGCUCCAAAAUGGACGGAGGCAGCCAACCGGUGUCGCCGGAUCCCCGCCCGGCGUCGCCAGAGGGGAGGACAAGGCGGCCCAGCUUAGUCCCGUACGAGGAAGAGUCUCCAGCCAUCAGCACAGUGUCCACAUCACAGUCGGAAACAAGCGAGAGCCCAAGCUCGUUACGUGAGGAGACCAGACAGUUUCCGACCAGCGCGAUGGAAGUACCAGUGGUCGACAGCACCCCAGCUGUGGAAGUUGAAGGCAUGAUCACUAUGGCUUCGUCCGGUGGAAGCAGCGAGGUUCCUUCCAUCAAUGUCCCACCAACAACGACAUCCAACCAGCUCUCAGCUGAGGACCAAGCCAUGACAGAAAACCAGGCCGCUGUAGAGGGCAUCACCAUGCCUAACUCUACAUCCUCCCAGGAGAGUAGUCUCCUAUUCAGCCACCCUGCCGUGGUACUGAAGCAGGAAGAUCGGGAGGCAGAAAUGUCUGAGGCGAAGACUGCUGCAGACGACCUGUUACAGGCUAUGGGGAUGUCGCCUCCGUCCAUGAGCUCUCUCGAACCCGAGCCGUCCACAUCAAUAGCUUACAAGCAGACAGUGGUGGAGGAAACACGACCGGAAACCCCGGAGACGCCAGACGCGCAGCCUCCUGUGUUAGAGAGGAAGCCGUCUUCAGAAGACAUGCAGAACGACCCGUUAGCGGAACCUUCUGAGCUGUCGCCAAAACCCAUGCAGUCCCGUGACGAGCGCUUCUCUCACUGGCCCACUCAAGUCUGUCACAGUGCGGAGAGAAAACCGCCUUUCAUUUCAUCGAUACAAGAAUCUUCGAACGCAGAGUCUUCAACAAUUAAAAUCGAGUCUCAAGUCGACCAAACUCCUGAAGGAACUGUACAGAGCAACAAGGCAGAACUUCCAGAUGAAGGGCAAGGUGAAAGUAGUGUCGUAAAAGUUAAACAGGAGGCUCAAGCUUCAAUUCCUGUGCUGUCAAAACGUGAAGCUCCUACUUCCACCUAUCCUAGCACCUCGGUUACAGAUACCAAACCCCCGGCCGCCCUGUCCUCCCAAAAACAGACAGAAAGCAAACUACAUCAAGCCAGUGUGGAGCUGCCCAAGCCGCAGCCAAAACCAAAGGUUCUCAUCGGUCGAAUCAAGAAGAAACCAAAGGUGGAACCCUCGCCUUCAAAUGAAGAGCAGAAGGAGAAAGAGAAGGAAGAGGAUCGGCUGAAACUCUUGCAGCAGAGAUUUCGUAGCAGCAUCUUCGAGCAGGAUGCCCAGCGGCUAGAGCAGUUAAACAAGAAGUACGACGAUCCGUCGCCGGAUAUCAAAGUCAGCUUCCCAGCACCAGAGUUCAGAUUUCGCACCAAAGCAGAGGCUAAGGAGAUGCCGGCUGAGCUAAUGACAGGUGGGAGACCGCGGAUGUACCCUCCUUAUUCUGCAGUCUCGCCCGUGUCUUCGGGCGUUUCCACCUCUACAGAAUCGCCAGCUGGUAAAAUCACCCUGUUCCCACGGAGGUCGUCCAAAUCAUCACCGGUCAAGAAAGAGCUACCCCAGGCGUCGUCUUCCUCGAGUCACGGCAAGCGUUCGUAUAGUCGGGAGUCAAAUGACGAAAUGUCAGUUAAACCCAUGGACACUUUGAAAACGGUGGAGCCUAAGAGUACUGAUGGGUCGCCGAAGCCACAAGAAGUCAAACCGCCCAUCCACGAUAGCAAGCCUGUGCUCCAGGAAAGCAAGCUUCAAGUUUCGGAGGCCAAGACCCCGGAAGUAAAAGUGGAGCAUCCUCCCAAGAGAGAGAGACACCGUUCUCCUAGCCCAUCCAGUGGUGCUGAGAGUUCUGAGGCUGUCACGAUCAAACCAAACAUCAAAGGGCAAAAACAACCCGGACGGAAGUCAGGAUCAAGGAAGGUUGUAGAGGAACCUGGACCCUCAGAGUCCUUGUUUUCUAUAGCUUCAAAGACAGAAGAGAAAGUUGAGAAGCUCAUUCUCAAGAGAGAAAGGGUAAAGCGGGUUGAGGAAGAUGUGAAACCAGAACCUGAAGUCCGAACCAGCAAGAGAAGGGCAGAGAAGGAGAGGAAGCUUUCCGAGACCAAAGCAGAGUCGCCCAAACAGGAGACGGAAAAAGAAGGCCCCAUCAUCAUGAAGUUGAUUCCAGGAAAGGCUGAGAAAAAGCACAAGCAGAAAGGCAGAAGAAAAACACAGUCACCCCAACCAGCUGUAAAAGAGGAGACCUUUGUGGAUGAACCAACUCCGGAUGUUGAAGUGAGGUUCCCAAAGAUAGAGAAACUUCGAAUCAGGAAAGGGCAAAGGGUAGAGGUAAUCGAGGAAGACCCAGAAGACAUACCAGACAGAGUAGUAAAGGUGGAAACUCCAGAGAAGCCUGAAAGAUCUGGCAAGUCCAAGAGGGGUCGAAAUAGAGGGGAAUCUAAGUCUGAAGCAAAGUUAACACAAAUGGCAGAAGCCGAGGAAGACUUCAAGCCGUUAGCUAUCAAAACAGAAGAACCAGAAAUAUCAAGUUAUGAAUCUCCCACUAAAAGGACGAGACUCGAUAGAUACAAGCAAAAUGAUAACUCAGAAGUUGAAACAAAAUCAAAAACUACCGAGCUAGAGAUGAGGAUGAAACACACAACAGAGCAAGAUACUCUCAUUACCAAGCAGGAAGAUGUUGAAACUGCUAAAGGAAGACCUAGUGUUGAACUCAAAGGGUGGAAGAGCAAAGCAGAGAAAAGGGAUGUAGUAAAGGAAGAGCCAAAGUUUGAACCUGAAGCCAAACCUCCCAUUGUUGAGCAGAAGUCUCCCGUAGCAGCUACUGCCAUCCCCACACCAGAAGUUAGAACAAGCACCCGGGAGAGGAGGCCCAGACUUGCCUCACAGAAGGGCCUGGAGAGAAGAGGGGACAUUUUCGACUUCGAGCCAGACGAACCCGAGUCUCCCAUUCCAGAAAGGCCGAAGUCGACAAGAGGAAGGAAGCCCAAGUCACUGGGCGAGGAGCAGAGCCCUGCCAGAGGGUCCAAGUCGCCAGCAAAGUCUCCGUCCUUCCAGAUGCCGUCGCCCCGCCCCUCCACGGAUGAGACUCCUCCCGCCGAGGAGAGAGAGCGGCCGAGAAGGGGGCGGCGGGCACGGCGUUCGUCCCGGGCAGCUCAGUCUGACACCUCUGCUAGCGAGUCGGAGCUGAUGGACACCAGCAAGACGCCGGAGAGGGCGCUGGGGGGGAGGGAAGCGUCCCCACGAGUUGAACCCGAGCCGGUAACCAGGGGUCGGGGGCGUCCGCCCAACUCUGUGGCGCAAGAUCCGAGCCGAGAGGACCCCCAGUCCUCCCGAGCCGAGGAGCAGGCACCUUCGUCCCCAGACACCUUAGCAGAGGUGAUUGAAGGGGUUGUCAGAGGAGAUAAUGUCGCCAACGACCCGGUGACGUCGACAGCAGAAGAGGCCAUCAUGUCCCAGUCUAACCUGAGCGAGAAGGCCCAAGCGGUCGCAGAUUCUUCGUCAGCGAUGGCCUCCAGUGUUUCCAGCAUGUCUGCCAGUCCCAAGGCUCAGCCGGUAAUGCUGUCCAACCGAACGCCUCGACUUGAGCCGUUCAUGGAGCCUCAACCAUCCGUUUCGAUGAAGACCGACGUUGUGGUGAGCUCCCAGACCGAACAGAAUAGAAUACCGGUGAUGGCAACACCCGAACUGCGUCCGGAGGUAACCGGCAUGACCGUAGGACCAAUGGCAGCGGGUAAACCGGGCGAAGCAGAGACCAAGGUUCAAACUUCUCCAGGGCUGAUGGCACCUGUGCCAGUCCCCACGACAGUAGAGACCCCCCCGGCUCCCCCCGUCAUGCCAACCAUCCCUAAAGUGGACCCGAUGCUGCUGCCGUUGCCCUCCCCAGGUACGGGGAGAGGAAGAGGGCGUGGGAGGGGGCGCGGACGCGGGCGCGGCCGGCGACCGAAGAACGCAGAACCACUGAUGCACUCCUGGAAACUCGAGGACACCAUCUCCCCACAGGUGGCCGACCUGGCUGCCGUGUCCCGUAUGCCAGCCCCCAUGCAGACCCCUGUACCGGAAGCCGUCUCCACCGGCCCGGAAUCUCUCGUGUCCAGCACCACCAAACUCAACUUCGCCUCCAGCCGAAACAACGGACCCGGGAUGGCUAGUCCGGCUGUUUCCUCCACCUCCGUCACUCUUCCCGAGAACAAGUCCCCCUCUCGACCAGAAGUGGUGGACGCACCGACAGCUGUACAGUCCAUGAAAAACUCCUCCAGGCCUCCCAGACCAAGCUUUGGCUCCUUGGAGUCCGCAGAGUCGGAUAAACCAGUAGGAAUAAAGCCGCCGGAUACCAAGUUCGACACUAGCCCAACCACAACGCAGCCAACUCAAGCACAGGCGCCAACCCUCAAACAUGUCCUUCUAAAAGGCAGGACUCCUGAAGUUGCUACCAUGACGUAUCCUGGGGUAGUUGUGACAUCUGCGAUCAGUCAGCAGCAGCAAGUAGUGGAGGGGAUGCCUCAACAGCCUCGCAGAGUGUCAGGAGAAGGCAGAAUAGGUGACGCAGUGCAGGGUACACCCAUGUCACAGCCUCACCACCAGCACCUCCAUGCAACAUCAUCGGGUUUACAGUAUGCCAUGCCUCCAACAACUCUCCCUAUCGAGAGUUCGGACAUCCAGAUGAUCCGGCAAACUCGGCCGCAGAGUGCGCCGUACCUUCCUCCCAACUUCCAGCAUUCGGGAGCCGCCAACCACCUUCACACGUCCUCGAAGCAGAGACAUCCGACGGAGCCAGACCAGAGGAAAACUCCGCCUCACGCGGCACCAGAUCCAAGAGCGAGCCAGUCGCAACACGUCGUAGCCACAUCGGGGCAGCCGGGCAAGAUGGAGGGCACCAGGGUCGUGUACACGCAGGCACAGCAGAUGAUGAUGUCCCAUCCCCAGCUCUCCAAGUCCAGCCAGGCGUACCCAACUGUUACAACCUCCCACAUCCUAGACAGUCGCACGGGGCAGCCUAUAGCUGUGAGCCAAGCCGUGCUCGAGGGAAGAAUCAGCCAGAGCGAAGCGCAGCCUCCGAAGAUGGACACCCGCGGCUUGCCGAUGGAGUAUCACUCUCGGCAGCACAGCCCUGGACACGUCCCGCCCAGGAAGACGUCCCCCGCCAUGCAGGGUAUGGAGUACAGGAUGGUUCACCCCAGCGGACAGGUGCUGUACAACGUUCCCUACGAGCACAUCCGCCAGAUGCACCCGGGCGUUCGCAUGCAGAUGAUUCCCACCAGCAUCCACAUGGUCCCGGGGGUCGGAGAUCAAAGGGCACAGCAGGAGGUGGUGACCUCGCACUCCGGUGUGAGACCCGCGCUCCCCGGCAUGCUCCAUCCACACUACCAGCAACAGGAGGUGAAGGAGGUUCCCACGAGUAGGGAAGCUCUGUCCACAGCUCACCAGGCUGGGCGGCAGCCCUCACCACGCAUGCAGGGUUUGUCAGCCACCCCGGCCACCCCUCCCUCCUCCCACCCCUACACACAGAUGAGGGCAGAGGUCACCACAACACGACCUGACCUGCAGGUGCAGAGGGGAGCGGAGUACGACCCACGCAUGCAGCAGUACAUGAUGAGAGGACCGAUGGGCACCCAGGACAUCCGCAUGAUCCACCCCACCACACAGGUGGUUGUCGGACCGGACGGCAGAAUUGUUGCACACCAGGAGGUCCACCUCGCGCCGGGCAUGCACACGGAGCGUUUCAUCCCGUCUUCAUCGUCCCAGGCGCCCGAGAGGCCGCCGACUGCCGACCGGAGGAUCUCACAGGAGAGCCAGAAGCAGCCGCAGCCGGAGCCUGCAGUUCCCCACUCCACCUCCGCCCAUAGCACGCCCAUCCAGUACAUGGAGAGGAUGCAACAGAUGGAGCAGCAACAGCGCGGCGGACACCCGCAGGAGGCACGCAUACCAUUCCACGAGGGCAGGGCCAUACAGGUGGACACGACGAGCCACGUGGACGCCCGGCUGCAGUACCAGAGAUACGCCGAGCAACAGAGGCUAGUACAGCAGGACGCGCGGGCCCGGAUAGCCCAGGAGUCAGAACAGCGAGCUCUCCCCGGCGUGCCAUACUCCAUGCCAGACUCCCGAGUGGUUCCACACCUGGCACGAUCCCAGGGCAUGGAGCCCACCCCGCGACCGUUCUCCCCACACCACACCAUGAUGACCAUGAGAGAGGCAGCCCAGCAUCGAGUCCCGGAAACCCGGACCCCGGAGACGUUACACCCUGGCGCGGCACCCUCGCCUGCCGUCAUACAGAUGCCGUCCCCUCAGACAAAAUCCCCGGCCUCUUCCUUACCGUCACCAGGCUACCACGUAGGGUCGUCACAGAGUCAGCCCUUCCAUCCGCCAACCCCGGCGUCAACACACCACCCGGCUACGUCGUCCUACCAGCAGCAAGUCGGACGUAAGGAGCCGCCAAAGGACCCGGCGCCGUCCCCGGUCACAUCCACGCAGGCGCCGCAGUUGUCCAGCAGGCCCCCCUCCCAACCCCCGCAGGCUGCGUCCAGACCGGCAGAGAAACACAUGAAUCUGGUGCAGAGGUAUCCUGUGUUCUGGGAAGGUAUGAUUGCGCUGAAGAACGAUGCGUCCUCCGUCCAGAUGCACUUUGUGGCAGGGAACGCCCAGCUGGCCCGACACUCGUUACCCGCGGUGACCGCCGACAGCGGGCAGAGGCCGCUCAGGAUCGCCCAGAGGAUGAGGAUGGAGCCCACGCAACUGGACGGAGUGGACAGAAGAAUGAUGAGUGAUGAGGACUACUGCCUGUUGCUGGCCCUGCCGUGUGGAAGGGACGAGUCAGAUGUCAUUAACCAAACCAGUACUCUCCGCUCCGGCUUCAUCACUUACCUUCAGCAGAAACAAGCUGCAGGGAUCAUCAAUGUUCCUGCUCCUGGGUCCAGCCAGCCUGCUUACGUCCUACACAUCUUUCCGCCGUCGGAAUUCUCCAAGAAACACCUGGGAAGACUUGCGCCCGAUCUGCUGGAGAGUGUCAACGACAUCGCUCACCUCAUGAUCGUCAUAGCAACUGUAUAGUGACCCCUACGACCCCGUCCGCUGCGUAGAAGCAAGACCAGCAUCGACCUAUAACGAAGAAUGAAGCUGUCAAUUGGACCAACGCUCACAAAUAACUAGUUCUAACCAGAUGUUCGUGAGAACACCUACAUUGCUGAGCUGAAGAUUAAGAAGAAAACUAUUGAGAAUCUUGUACAGAAUGUGCAGUGAGGCCAAAAAUCAUGGAACCUAUCUAUUAUAAUUUUGGGAAGUCAGAUUUAAAUGUACAGUCAGUGACAGUUCUCUUGCCGUAUUAGAAAGUCUGCCUUAACAAGUGACGUUUCAGUUUGAAAAUUAACUUCCAGUUCCUGAUUGGCUAGCCAUGGACCAAUCAGAGGUGGCUUUUCAGUGUCAGUGACCACCAAUAUACAGUUAUGUGUGAAAGGCCAUCUCUGAUUGGUUUACUGCUUGCCAAUGGGAAGCUUGUUCAAUGGAACUUGAAGCAUCAAUGUUGUAGUUAAUAGGAGUUUGUGUGCAAAAGUUAGAACUGACCCAAGAAAAAUUCUGCACUGUUAGUGAGUUACAACUGAUAUACUGUACUAUUCUUCAUAGCAAUUGUCAUGUGAACUAAACUACACUGCCAAACUGUAUGAAGUCAGAUGUGAUAUGACAAGUUUGGUGGGGUAGUAACGUCUACAAUGUGUAUCAAGAUUGCCAAGGCAGCUAAAUCGCAGGUUUGAGUUGUGUGUAUGUAUUGAUGAAUUGUCCUCUAUUGCACUUAACGAUUGAACAGCAAACUUCCUUUUCUCCUGACAUCACUAUAGGACAGUUAGAGUACUUGGAUAAACUGUUGUUUUUUGUACACUCUGCUCACGAAAGGAGGAAGACUGAUUUAGGACUUAUUUUCACCUGAUUUUCUGUUGCUUUUUGUUCUGUAAGAAGAGUAUACAAGCUGAUUUGGGGGUGGACGGAGCUGGUGUAGUAACUUUGUUCUGUAACAGACCAAGAUUUGAAGACCAAAUUAUGAAGAAGAUGUGAUAAAUACUAAGUGGUGAGAUAUACCGGUAUUGUGCAGUUUUGCCGAUGUUGCAAUAUAGUAGGCCCUGCUGCAUUUUCUGUAGCCAUGUCGUGAAGUGCAUACCAACUGCUCUGCUUCAAUGUGUCCCUCCCAGUUGUGAACUGAAUAGGAACACCCCUAUUGUCACAGUAGUGCGGUCCAAAAACAGAAGAGACUGAGAGAAAUCUGGGUGAUCUCACUGAAAGAUAGGGGUGAACAGAAAUGGUCACACAGUGUCAGUGUAGAUCUCAUCUACAGUCAAAUUUGGACCAUUUUUGGAGGGGGCAGGUUGGUUUCAGAACUGGGAGGAACAGAAUUACUUCUAAGUAAUGGCAAUAGAGUUAGCCUGCAAUGUGCUUGUAUUCAGUGUACAUUGUGAAGUCCAGUAGUUGACGGCACUUGUAGCACCCUAUUGCUGGCAUAGAGUUAGCGUAGGCAGCCCCAAAGUAGAAAAAAAGAAAGAAAGGUUUAUAAAACCUGAUAAUCGCUGGAGAAAUUAAGAAGAAAUGACAGAAAAUCCAGAAUUUGUAUGUAUAUGUACUACGCAGAAGUUUUGUGAUCAGAGUAUCAAGAUCUAAACCUGUUCUUGGAAUAUAUUUUAUCUUUUGUAUGAUCAUAUAAGACAGUGUGGUGGAAGCAGAGAGUACAGAUUUUACCGUGCAAAUUGUUCAGUGUUAUAUUUUUGAAGAAAUGCUAUGUAUGUAUAAAGUGAAGUAAGUUCUUGGCAGAGGGGUCCGUUAACCGUAGUUGUAAGAGUAGUGAUUAUGUUAGAUUUUUUGGCAGCACCUCAGGGGAGGUGGCUGUUAACUUCUCAUAACUGCUGGAGACAAAUCGUAGAUAGCGGCGAUGGUGUGGCUCAUGCUGACAUGGCACUUACAUUUGUUGCUGACUAACUUUUUUUGUUCUUUCACGGAUGGUGCAAUGAUUGUGAUCGAGAAAAAUGAGUUUAAAACUGCCGUUGCAUAGUUGAUAAUCAAUCAUGUUCAGUGUUGCGUGAGUUACACAGGUAAUUAAUUAAGUGACACAGACUGCCAUAGAGAAAUGAUAUGAUAGAUGUCGGACAAUCCUGCCAAGAACUCUGUAUUCCAUUCUAUCUGGGUGUACAUAAUUCUUUCUCUGAGCGGUGAGGCUCAGUCAGUCGUGUCUCCGCUUGUGCCAGCAGCGGAAAAAACCUUUUGGUAUAAAUCAUCACGAAAUAAAGACCUGGUGCAAGUGAUUAAA